UGAAAUUGCCAGUUCAGUUCGAAUCGCCGGUCCACUUGUCAAAUUCAGAGCAUUCAGACAACUUGAUCAAUUUCUAGUGUGUUUUCGAAUUCUUGAUUUACCUUUUGUGAUAACAACACAUUUCAUAUUGAGGAAGCAUUAAAGCCUUGUUCGCAAGAUGGGGACAGUAACAAUUUACAUGUCUAUACUGAUGUUAUUUGCUGCCUGUGUUCUUAAUUCAAAUACAGCGAGCGCUGCUACAACUGGCAAUAGGAGACCAGCUAACCCGGUUAGCAUUCUACCGGAACCAGAAGCCGAAGAUAAGGCCGCUAAAAGGACAAGACCUCUAAAAGCCAUGCACGAACAAUUCGCCAAUGCUGGUACUACCAAAGGCUUGGAGGUGUGGCGUGUAGAGAAUUUUGAACCCGUCGCGUAUCCUAAAAAUGAUUUUGGAAAAUUCUACACAGGAGACUCAUACAUCAUCCUGAAUACUAAAGAAGACAAGAAGGGCCAAUUUAGCUGGGAUGUUCAUUUCUGGCUUGGAUUGGAAACGUCACAAGAUGAGGCAGGUGCCGCAGCCAUUAUGACUGUAGAACUUGAUGACAAAUUGGGCGGUGCUCCUAUUCAACAUAGAGAAGUGCAAGAGCACGAGAGUCCACUGUUCUUAUCGUACUUUAAAAACGGAGUACGUUAUAUGCCCGGAGGUGUAGCGAGCGGUUUUACCCACGUUGAAACAAAUGCCAAUGGCGAAAAACGUUUAUUCCAAGUUAAAGGGAAAAAAAAUAUUCGAGUUAAACUGGUCGAACCUAGCAUUUCUAGCAUGAACCAAGGUGAUUGCUUUAUAUUAGAUAAUGGUGGUACUAUUUACGUGUACGUGGGAAAGAAUAGCAAACGGCUUGAAAAGAUCAAAGCAACCAGUGCAGCUAACCAAAUUCGGGAUCAAGACCAUCAUGGUCGUGCUCGAGUCAAUAUCAUAGACGAAUUCAGCAGCCAAACUGAUGUGGAAGGCUUUUUUGAAGCUCUUGGUUCAGGUAGUGCAGCUGCUAUCCCCGAAGAGGCUGCUGGCGGUGACGACCAGGAAUUUGAAAGAUCUGAAGAGCAAGCAAUAAAAUUAUAUCGGAUACAAGAUUCUUCAAGUGAACCUGUUUUGGUUGCUCAAAGGCCUCUCAGACAGGAAAUGCUGGAUACAAAUGAUUGUUUUAUUUUGGACGCUGGCUCAGCUGGAAUCUUUGUAUGGAUUGGAAAGCGUAGUUCACCUGGCGAGAAAAGCAAGGCGAUGUCCAAAGGUCAAGCGUUCCUUGCUAGUCACAAAUACCCAGUUUGGACACAGGUUCACAGAGUUGUUGACGGAGCCGAAACCACUGCAUUCAAGCAAUAUUUCGCUACUUGGAGAGACCAAGGAAUGACACAUACAAGACUCAUCAGAUCAGCUGCAUUAAUAGAUUCGGACCAAUCUGAUAGUGAGUUCGAGCCCGCUGCCUGGCAUGCGCUUCGCAGGUCGAAAGCGCGCGCAGUCGGUUUCAUGCCUGACAAACACGCUGAUGGUAAGGUUGAAAUUUUAUUAGUUCGCCCUGGACAUGUAUCAGAGCGGUCUGAGGAUGACGCUUCUUUGUUCUAUGCUAAUGAUUGCUAUAUAGUGAAAUAUGCCUAUAGCACUGGAAACGUGAUUUAUUACUGGAUCGGAGAAAAAAGCGACAGCAUUACCAGAGACGCUUUAGACGAACAGGUUGUAGCCAUUGACGAUGACUUAGGUAAUACUGCAGUACGAGUACGAGUUCCUCAAGGGCAUGAACCCAGACAUCUUCUAAAACUACUCAAAGGAAAAAUGAUAACCUUCAAAAAAGGUAGUGCUGGAGAGCCCAUUAAAGACGCUACUCAAUUAUUUAGAGCUCGUGGUUCCGCAGACGCAGGCGAAGGUCGAGCUGAGGAAGUCGACUUGGAAGCAUCAUCAUUGUGCUCCGAUGAUGCCUUUUUGCUGACAAGGCCUGGUUAUACUGCUUUAUGGUUUGGAAAGGGCGCUUCUGAUGAUGAGAAAGAAAUGGCUCGAUAUGUUGCUAGCCGUGUUGGCGGCGGUGUAAUUGAAGUAAUCGAAGAAGGUUCUGAGACACAAGAAUUUUGGGAGUUAUUAGGAGGGAAAUCAUCUUAUAACACCGAAAUUGACCCACCUGGUGCUCCCAUAAUAGAUCCAAGGCUCUUUCAUUGUCGGAUUUUAUCAAACGGACGUCUACGCGUCGAAGAAGUCGAUGACUACGACCAAAGUGACUUGGACGGCGAUGAUGUGAUGAUUUUAGAUGCAGGGGAUGAAAUUUAUAUUUGGAUUGGCAGUAGAACAACAGAAGAAGAAAAAGAGAGGUCCAUCGCCAUGGCUAAAAAAUACUUGAAAACGGAUCCAACUGAGAGGACACAAGAAAAUACCUGUCUGGUGACUGUUCACCAAGGAUCAGAACCGAAGAAUUUUAAGACGUUGUUUGAAGAUUGGAACAAUAACCUUUGGGAUUCCCAGCCUUCCUUCGAGGAAAUCAAACAAGAAAUUUAUGAAGCGAAUCAUCUAUUAGAAUAAGUUCAAAAAUAAAAUGCAUAUUUUACUUAAGUUAUUUUCUUAAAAUAAAAAUGAAGUUCUAAUCUAAUUAUAAGUUUAAAUUGUUAGA
Messenger RNA from Ctenocephalides felis (cat flea), 2627 nucleotides. Its product is annotated as gelsolin. The record is from RefSeq and is a predicted model, not a curated record. Gene Ontology annotation, molecular function: actin filament binding; phosphatidylinositol-4,5-bisphosphate binding. The coding region runs from base 158 to 2539 and encodes 793 amino acids. NCBI's taxonomy places the organism in Eukaryota, Metazoa, Arthropoda, Insecta, Siphonaptera, Pulicidae. Gene Ontology annotation, biological process: actin filament severing; barbed-end actin filament capping; actin polymerization or depolymerization. Gene Ontology annotation, cellular component: actin cytoskeleton; cytoplasm. The transcript has 17 exons.